This is a messenger RNA of Sphenostylis stenocarpa, 237 nucleotides long. The record is from the annotation of a GenBank genome assembly. NCBI's taxonomy places the organism in Eukaryota, Viridiplantae, Streptophyta, Magnoliopsida, Fabales, Fabaceae.
AUGCCUACUUUAGCUGCUGCCACUGCUACGCCUCUGUUGGACGCUACUGCCGUCACUGCUCUUCCGGCCCUAAAGAUGGGAUUAAGAAUUUACUGCUUUACGUACCUUCAUCUUUUGUCUCUAAAGAUGAGUUUUUCUUUCAAUCUUCGCUCUGUCCGGAGUAUUAGGGUUUAUCAUGGCAACUGGCAAACCAAUGCAGUGAUGAGUCACUGUGACUCUGAUAUCAUCUAUCUCUAG